AUGGGUGGACUGGCAUGCGCACUGGCCUUGGCUAAACAUGGAAUAACUCGUAUCGAUGUGUACGAGACAGCAUCUAACCUUGGGUUCGUAGGCGCAGGCAUCCAACUCGCCCCAAACAUGGCGAGAAUACUGGAACGUUUAGGCUGUUGGGAGGUCAUAGCAAAGGAGGCUACAGAUAUCAAGGAUGCUAGUAUUCGCCGGCACAACGAUAACACCGAGCUCGCUCAUGUCGAUUUCUCUUAUAUUCGGAAAGAGUACGGGGUACCUCACAUGGUCGGACACAGAUCUUCGUUGGCAAACGCAAUGUUUGACGCUUGCAAGAAAGAGACAGCCAUCACGUUCCACUUCAAAUUGUCCUGUGGUGGAGUCAAAUCAUGGCUACCCAAGCCAAUCUUUACCGUCGUUCCUCGAGAGGGCGAAUCAUACGACGUUUCUGUCGAUGUCGUUCUUGCUGCUGAUGGUAUUAAAUCCGUCGUCCGACCACAGAUCCUCAGGGAACUGAAUAUCGACGCGGAAGUCAUCGACUCAGGUCAAUCCGCAUACCGUAUCAUGCUCACGCGUGAGCAGAUGGCUUCGGACCCAGAGAUGCUCCAGCUUCUGGACUCUGACCAAGUAACCCGUUGGAUCGGAGAGCGUCGACACAUUAUCGCUUACCCCAUCAGCAACAAAAGUAUCUACAAUAUCUCCACUGCCCAGCCUGAUGUUCACUUUGCCGCAGCACCUUCCGCGACAUACACCACCCGUGGGUCGAAAGCUGAUAUGCUGGAUAACUUCAAGGAUUUCUGUCCGCUCGUGCUGCGCAUGUUGAACCUUGUCCCGGAAGGCGAAAUCUGUGAGUGGAAGCUCCGCAUUCAUAACCCGCUGCCGACAUGGGUACGCGGGUGCGUUGCGCUUGUUGGGGACGCCUGCCAUCCUACAUUACCCCAUUUGAACCAGGGCGCCGCUCAAGCCAUCGAAGAUGCAGGUGUCCUUGCCGUCGUAUUGUCCAAGUUACCGGAUCGUAGUCCAGAUUCAAUUAAUAAAGCGUUGAAGGUUUAUAAACAUGUGCGGAAGAAGCGUGCAGAGACGUUAGUGGAGCUCGCAGCGGCAUCGGGAAGAACAUUACAUCUAGGUGAAGGAGCCGCACGGGAGGAUAGAGAUAAACAGUUUGCAGCCCUGAAAGACAAAGGUGGACCCAGUCCGGAUAAAGCGGUGGAUGCAGAGGUACAGAAGAUGAUUUUGGGCACGGACGUAAUGCAACUUGCCAGGAAAAACUUCGAGAACAUAUUUGAGAAUCUCUAG
Messenger RNA from Lentinula edodes (shiitake mushroom), 1281 nucleotides. RefSeq lists its product as uncharacterized. The coding region runs from base 1 to 1281 and encodes 426 amino acids. Lineage: Eukaryota; Fungi; Basidiomycota; Agaricomycetes; Agaricales; Omphalotaceae. The record is from RefSeq and is a predicted model, not a curated record. Gene Ontology annotation, molecular function: monooxygenase activity; FAD binding. Gene Ontology annotation, biological process: secondary metabolite biosynthetic process. The transcript has 3 exons.